UCUUCUUUCCCUUUCUCUUUCAGUGUGCCCUCCCGUGUGUUGCUCCCGACCUCCCCUCCCUCCUCUGCACCCCUCUCCCGCCCCUGCCUCUUGCCGCCUCCUCCUCCUCGCAGCUGAGUAUCACUCCUGCAGCUUUGCGGGUGACAGAGCACCAACAGAUGCCAACCGCUGAGAUGUGCACCCUCGGGCCACUCCGAAGAAGAGGAUUGGAGAAGAGAGCGGAGACCUGAAGUGCUGUGCGUCCGGCUCAGAGGCAGCAGUGUCCACCGCUCUCCAACCAUGCCAGCCUCGGCCGCCGACCCGUCCAAGAUCCCCUUCUGCAACGCCAAGGAAGAAAUCCGUGCGGGGCUCGAGGGAUGCGAGCAGCUGGGCACGCGCGGGAAGCGGCUGAGCAUCGUCUGGAGGAACGUGAUCAUGAUGAAUCUGCUGCACUUGGGGGCUGUAUACUCGCUCAUGCUCCUCCCUAAGGCCAAGCCGCUCACUCUGCUCUGGGUCAAGUCCCGCUGCGCCCCGGGCACGGUGCGGGGCCCCGGAGGGGCGCGCGAGGUCGCUGCUCUGCCGCGGGCUGUGCAGAGCGCCCCGCUGUCCCACAAGCGAGCGAGCGCUGAAGCCAACGUGUGCAGUUCUCCAUCCUUAGGGCCAGGCAAGUAUUUCUGUCUAAGGAGUUUGCAGUUUCUGUUCGCCCUCCACUCCUCUGUCGGCUGAUGGAAAGCCGAGGCACCGGGAGUCCUCUGUACUGCCACCCUGUAUUGCCACAGCUGCCCGCCUUGGCGCCUGGAGGGGGCGGGGGGCCUGGGAACCGAGGCUAGGGAUUUGACUUUUAUGAGCGCGGUAUAUCGCCUGUGAGAGUCGCUGGGGUUCCAUCUGCCUUCCUUCAGUUUCUAGGUCUCCUGAAUCACAGUCCUUGAGGCUGAGUGAAGACAAGAAAAGGAGCCUGCCCGAGGUGGGUAGGGCGCCUUUCACAGGCUUGAGCCCUGGAGUUUGCACACCGGACGGAAGAAACUAUCUCCUUUUCUGCUUCUCCGAUGCCCCCCACCCCCACCCCGCGCAUGCUCCAUGGUCUUUUAUGCCCAGUUAGAGGGCAAGAGAAGUUUCUCGAUGAAGGAAGGAGCCCAUGGCUUGAAGUGUGGCUAUGCAGAGUCCUCUCCAGACCUUUCCCCGCAACCAGCCAGUGUGGCUCUGUUCCCCGCUUGUGAGUGCCCAUGUGGCUCUACCAUCCUUCCCUACACCCCCAAACCCCAACCCCAGGGAAGGGAGCCCUCUGCUGACUUUCAUCCCUUAGGGACUUGAUGCCUGCCCUGCAAGCCACAGUGGCUGAUCUGUGGUCAGUCUAGCAGGCUUUUCUAGCGUUUUAUCAGUCACUCGGAGACAAAAGGCAUAGACACGGACAGGUCGGGCUGGGAAUCUAAAGAGGCAAUCAGAGAUACCUUAAUAAAAGUCCUCUUAGUUCCAGUUUCUGAGAUCUCGGAGGAAGAGGGCGAGAGAAACACAACCUACUUUCAUUUCCAGAGCGGGGAAGGGAGGAAGGCAGUGCGAAGACUGCUUCCUGUGAGUCUUUUUUGACAUGGACACAGCUGCGGAUUGUGACGAGCCGACCCCCAAGCGAAGCGCUGCAGACCCGACCCUUGGCAGCAAACCCAUCUAGAUGCAGCUUAGAGAAAGAACUGUGAUGGGGGAUGGUGAAAGAGGCCUGGGUCUUUAAGAAUCCCUAAAACCUUUUAAAAAUAAUUAAUUUUACAUCCCGGCCUUAGUUUCCCCUCCCUCAUCCCUAAAGCCUUGCCCUCUCUCCAAAGCUCCAGAUGACCUGCUGCCCAUCCCUCUGCCUUUCACUGCCCUUCAUCAAUUCCUUGUCUUUGCUGAGAGGUUUAAUUCUCUGCGUUCCUCUCGAUCUCUAAGUGACAAUAGUGUAUGAUGUUCACCAUUGCUCAGUGGACAUGCUGUCCCGGCUGACUCCAGCCAGCUCCUGGCUCCCCCACCUGUCUUCCAGCUUCUCGGCUGUUUGUUUAUUGAGCUCCAGAGCCCAUUAGCCUCUAGGGCUGGGGAUGAUUUUUAGUAGCCGCAGUGGUCUGAGAGAACUCAAGGAGAUGUGAGCACUUAAAAUAUUAUCUUACAUGCCUAGAGCUCCACAGGGGCCCACAGGCUCCAAGCCUGAUGGCUGCUGGGCCGCAGGACUCUGGCAUUUGGCCAGGAACCACACAGUGAGGCCCCUUUUCCAGGGUUUGCCAAAUGACCUCUGCCUUUUCCAGACUGUUCUUGGUGUCAGAGAUGGAAUAUUGAUCUUGAAAGACCUUGACCCAAGGACAUAUCCUUCAGCCCCAGACUCUGGUAGUUGCUGCAGAGAAACCAGCACGCAGCAGAAACCUGGUCUCCCCUCUGUGGGUGAUGCUGUCAGACUCCGUCCCUGAAGAGAUUGUCUUGAACAGACAUCUUCAUGGGUUCUGAGCUCUAAAACUCAAUAUUCUCCCUUUCAUUGCUCUCAGUGAUGGGUAUUGUCCUUUCAAGAUCCAUGACUGUGACCCCGAGUAUUCCACGCAAUGGAUUUUAUAUAUGAGUGUGUACGGUCAGGCUCCGGCAGAGAUUGGCCCUGAAGGUGGUAACCGAGGGGACUAGAGUGGAUGCUGACUCAGAGCCACACUCUCCCCUAGCUGGACUCAUUUCCCGCCAGUUCCCUGACCAGUUCAGUCCAGCUACAUUUUUGUCCCAGCAGGCUGCUCAUCUACAUAGGGACCUGAGUUGACAUGGAAGUAGGUUUAGGUCAUCCAUGGCUUGCCCUUCUUCACCCCAAGGGAGGUGCCACAGAAAACAGGAGCAACCAUUCACUAUACCCCUCAAGGGAUAUGUUAGGUGUGUAGUAUUUGUGGGGCCAUUUGUGGGGCCGUAGAUGUCACCAAGUAGUUCAUUACAACCUCCUUCAUGGCAGACAUCCUCAUCUCUCCAACAUAAAGAAAACUUCAUUUCUUUCAGGGUAGACAAGUUGUUUCCAUCUC
This is a messenger RNA of Peromyscus leucopus (white-footed mouse), 2987 nucleotides long. It is a transcript of the gene Scd5, whose product is annotated as stearoyl-CoA desaturase 5. The record is from RefSeq and is a predicted model, not a curated record. NCBI's taxonomy places the organism in Eukaryota, Metazoa, Chordata, Mammalia, Rodentia, Cricetidae.